This is a messenger RNA of Hymenoscyphus albidus, 2645 nucleotides long. The record is from the annotation of a GenBank genome assembly. NCBI's taxonomy places the organism in Eukaryota, Fungi, Ascomycota, Leotiomycetes, Helotiales, Helotiaceae.
CUGGCAGCUUGUCAAAUCACAGCGGGAGCCUCACUAACCUUGGAACCCCUUCUACAACACCCAACUGCGACCAUUUUUCUCCCAUCAACGCCAAACCCCAUCGCAUAUCCACAAACUAUCGGCGCGUGCCUCAACUGUCCAUCAGACGCAUGGGACCCGGUCCUCGGAACUUACAACCUCAUCAUCUGUGCCUCCGAAAUCCCACCAACAUCCAUUCACACAUUCCCAUUGCGACCAUCAAUCCUUCACGAUGGCGGCACGGAAACUUCAGCAGGAAGUGGAUAAAUGCUUCAAGAAGGUGUCCGAGGGUGUCGCAGAGUUCGAGUCAAUAUACGAGAAGAUCGAACAGUCUACCAAUGCAGCGCAGAAGGAGAAGCUGGAGGACAACCUCAAACGUGAGAUUAAGAAGCUACAGAGGCUACGAGACCAGAUCAAGACAUGGGCUGCCAGCAACGACAUCAAAGACAAGGGCCCUCUGUUAGAGAACCGGAAAUUGAUUGAGACAGUACGCACGAUGACAAUCGAUGGAGUGCACUGCUAACGGGCAACAGCAAAUGGAGAAGUUCAAGGCUGUGGAAAAAGCCAUGAAGACGAAAGCUUACUCCAAAGAGGGCUUAUCGGCGGCUGCAAAGCUGGAUCCGAAGGAGCGGGCGAAAAUGGAAGCCUGCGAUUUCUUGAGCAACAUGGUGGACGAGCUUGAACGACAGAUAGAGACCCUGGAGGCCGAGGGCGAGUCGAUACAAGCCACCAUGAAGAAGGGCAAGAACCAGUCAGCCAAGGCGGAUCGAAUGGCUGAGAUUGAACGAGUGACGGAGCGGCAUAAAUGGCAUCAGGGGAAACUGGAACUGAUCAAACGAUCGCUGGAGAACGGCGGGGUGGAAACUGAGCAAGUGACGGACCUCGAGGAGUCCAUACGAUAUUAUGUUACUGACGGUAUGGGCGAGGAUUUCAUGGAGGAUGAUGAGAUGUACGACGAGCUCAACCUCCAGGAAGAGGAAGAUAACUACGGGAUGAAUCUGGAUAACGACCGAGUCUCGUCACAGGACACUCAGUCGAUACAGGAGGAAGCACCCGAACCAGAAUCGAGAUCAAGUAGUAUACCUGGGGGGAAGUCGAAAGCUGCUGCAGUAACAGAAGGCCCAGCUGCAGCCCGAAGACCAUCAACGCAAAUGAAGAGCCCUCUGCCUGCGUUGGCGACAUUACACAAUGCAACCAAUGGCACUGGGCAGAUGAAGCCAGCAGCAGUACCAACAAGAGCACCAGGAGAAACCCUCAAGUACGCUUCAGCUGCGGCGCUGGCAGCAGAAAAGGAUAAGAAUAAUUUGGGAAUAGCCCCUUUACCCCCGCCACCAGAUGCCCUCCCCGCACCAUCUAAAUCUGCCAGCCAUCCACCAUUAUCAUCAGUAUCUAAAGGAAGAGUGAGCACAGCUGCCUCACCGACAGUGACUCAUGCUCAACCAGCGCCCUCUACUUCGGGACCUGCGACAAAAAAUGCUAUUCCAGCUGCGGCCAGUAUAUCGGAAACAACUUCCGUUGCCCAAACAAAGUCACCAGCUUUAAGUCAAUCAAGUGCAGUUCCUAGUGGAAAUAAUCCAUUACAAUCACAUAGCUCUGAAAAGGCUGAAUCGCCGAAACCAGGCCCUUCUCGGGCAUCUGGUAAGGCUCCAGCUGGGGUUGAAUCGGCGGCAAGUUCUAAAGGUAUGUCUUUUUCGAUAUGAUAGUAAGUGACCUUACCAACUAACAUCUUGAAGCUCCCACCUCAAAAUCCAAUGGCGUAACCAAUGGCACGAAAAGCGUUGCCCCCGAAGACCCUGAUGAAUCAAUCUAUCAUUUACCUUCGGGACUUCAGGAUCUGUUGCAGGCAUUUGAAGCAACUCAUUCAAAUGUCAAGGCAGCUCCCUCGCAGGCAUCGCAGAGAAUGCUUGCAGCAUCAUUUGCUACUUCGCCCGAUAUGCAAGAUGUUGGUACGCCUAGGAAUUAUAGGCCAGAAAUCAGGUGUCAUACUCCUGCGUACUAUCCACAAGAGCUUGACCCAGUUUUUGAUGACCACCGCCUGUACUCUCGUAUUGAUCCAGAUACAUUGUUUUAUGUGUUUUAUUAUAAGCAGGGAACAUACCAACAGUAUCUAGCAGCUAAAGCUCUGAAAGAUCAAAGUUGGCGUUUCCAUAAGCAGUAUCAGACCUGGUUUCAAAGACAUGAAGAGCCAAAGACAAUUACGGAAGAGUUUGAGCAAGGAACUUACCGUUUCUUUGACUAUGAGAGCACUUGGUAUGUUGCCAAUUUUCUUAAGACACUUUCCCUUCAUGGCAACCCAAUGCACCUUGUGCUGUGAAUUUUGGCUAACAUGUUACAGGAUGAACCGAAGAAAGGCGGACUUCAAGUUCGCCUACAAGUUUCUGGAGGACGAUGUAUGAGUUAUGUAUGCCUGGAGUCAAAGGAUGACCUUGAGUUGGAAUUGGUUGGCGCAUAUGGAGGCUCUGACUGAGGUCGGUUUGGCUGGGAUGGGGGCAGUAGCUCAUCUUAAUUAGCAAACAAAGUCGGCUGGUCACGCAAGGUGAGCUUGUCUGAUCAGGAGGCUAAACAUGGACAAUUCUGGCGAAUCCCACAAUUCUAAAGUGUGUCUUGUACAGAUAUCUCAAAAAAGC